AUAAACCUAACUACACUUGACAGGAAACAGUUACUUUACUUCAUUAAUAGAAAAGUUAGCAGCUGGGUUUCGGUUAUGAUUCUCAGACUUCUGGGAUUUGUAGGUCGUACACGCAGCGGGUCUACCAAGCCUCGCCAUGUGGAGCCUGCCGUAAGCGGGGAUACCAACUUUCCAACCUCAAGCUAGCUGUGUGCGGUGUUGUCAGUCAUCAUGUCAUUUUGUUUUAACUUCGACGUUCCAGCACGAACAACAAACCCGGACGACGUGGAUGGAAAGGAAUUGCAAAAUGGAAAAAAAGAUACUGCUGCUAAAGCUAUGGAGGAUGAUACCAAACCAGCAGAGCCAGUAAAAGAGGCCAAAGAGCACCUUCCACUAUCUGACCCACAGUUUCUCCUUAGGGAUGCUGUCACUGAAACGCUUACCAUAGGAACUCUUCCUCCUCUUCACUUCCUCAACGAGACCGUUUUUGAAAAGACCGCCUCGGAGAGAGAGGACGGAGAGAAAAUUCUGUCUCGCACUGCAGAGCAGAGGUCUGAUCUCAUCUCUGGCGUGUACGAGGGAGGGCUGAAGGUGUGGGAGUGCACUUACGACCUUCUGGAGCUGAUUGAGAAAGAUGGAGAGACCUUUGGGGGGAAGGCAGUUUUGGAUUUGGGCUGUGGUGCGGGGCUGCUGGGGAUAUUGGCUCUGCAGAGAGGAGCCAGGCAGGUCCACUUCCAAGAUUAUAACAGUACCGUUAUUGAACAGCUCACAGUGCCAAAUGUUAUACUAAACUGCCAAGAGGAGGAUGAAGUAGACAGUGAAGACGACAAAGAAGGGAGGGGGAAGGGAAACGUACAGGAGGAAGAUGGUUGUAAAAAGAAGGUGAAAGAGAAACAAGAGGUAAAAGAUGGCAUCCCGCCACCUAAAAAAAGAGCCGCAGACCUUUCCCAGCACCCAUUACUAGCCAAGUGUCGUUUUUUCUCUGGUGACUGGAGCACAUUUCUUGCUUUGGUUAAAAAGGAGGACCCACAACCUAAAUAUGACAUUAUAUUCACCUCAGAGACCAUCUACAACACUGCAUGCUACCCAGCGCUACACGAGACCCUCCACAAACUGCUGGCACCCGAUGGACUGGUCUACCUCGCCACCAAAUCCCACUACUUUGGUGUAGGUGGCGGACUGCACCUGUUCGAGACCUUUGUGGAGCAGAGGGGUAUUUUCUCUUUGGAUCACCUGUGGGAUAGGGAAGAAGGACUUCAGAGACAUGUAGUAGUCCUGCGUUUUACAAUGGCAAAGGGCACUUAAAUAAGUAAAGUAGUCCUGGAUUGAAUAUGCAGCUUUAUUUAUGUAAUAACGGUCAGGGACUCUGUUAAAGAAUAACUACUGCACAGUUUAAUGCAAAUGACAAUAUUAGGAUUUCCUUUCUAUUUGAAGCUUGUAAAUUGUAUACUAGAGCAACCGUGGUAAAACAAAGACAAGUUGUAAUAAAAUAUGCUGUCUCAUCUCCUAUUUGCA
This is a messenger RNA of Sander lucioperca (pikeperch), 1494 nucleotides long. It is a transcript of the gene mettl18, whose product is annotated as methyltransferase like 18. Lineage: Eukaryota; Metazoa; Chordata; Actinopteri; Perciformes; Percidae. The transcript is spliced from 2 exons. Gene Ontology annotation, biological process: peptidyl-histidine methylation, to form tele-methylhistidine. Bases 211 to 1284 code for a protein of 357 amino acids. The record is from RefSeq and is a predicted model, not a curated record. Gene Ontology annotation, molecular function: protein-L-histidine N-tele-methyltransferase activity.